AAGAACAGCCCACACCCCCCCUUCAGAAACAGCAGCAGACCCCUUCUGGCUCUGCCGCAGGGGAGACCCUCAGCGGAGUGGCCCACUGUCCUGCUUAGCUCCAGUCCUCUCUCUCACCCAUAGGUGGAAUGUAUUUAUUUUUAGUUUUUUGGUGUGGCACAUUUGUGUUGUAUUUCAAUAAAAAGGAACCCCAGGGCAAAAAUACAGAAUAUAAAACCUGAAAUCUUAACGGGAAGAUCACAGACAGACAUCUAGGUUGCAAAUACAAUUUUCUACUUCAUUUUAUCGCAGGUGGAAUAUCGGCAAAACUCCAUGAUGGCCUCUGGUUUUGUACCCUCCGUUUUCGACCCAGAUGUGAACCCACAAGGCCUUUCUUAGGAUUGCCGAGUGAAAGUGGCCUUGAGUGGGGCUUGUGAUGCUCAGCCCUAGGGCUGGCUCCCUGUGACAUCUCCCUCCCCACCUCGCCCGCCACAGCUUUUCCGGGAACUCCUCUCGUCCUUCCUGCCACCGGGCAUAAUUGAUGGGUCCCUCUGAUGUUGGGAAAAACAGCCUUGGCAGAAUGGACCAUCCCUUCUGGCCACUUAAGAGGCUCAGAAGAUGGAGAAGAGCUAUUACCAGAAACCUACAGGAGGAGAGGGGGAGCUUCAGGACCGGGCAGGAUGGGGCCCCUUCAUCCACAAAAUACAGUUCACACACACAGACACAGACACACACACACACCCAUUCCUACAAAAAGCUCCUUCCGCCUCUAGAAAUCAACCAAGGUUAGCUUGCGUGGAAAUAAACUCCCGAUGUAUGUAAGAAGUCUUCUUCGGCCUUAUUGCAAAUAAACCGAGUUAAACUGGGCCAUGCGGGACUGAAUCUCAGGCCAGACAAAGCAGCCCUUAAAAACUGCCGAGGUCCUUUUAGGUGACUGACCCCCGGAGAUCUCAUUGUCUUCCAAGAAUUAAUACAAUUAAUCUGUUGACAGCUUUGGCUGCCCGACCCCCCCCUCUCCCGGGCGCCAUUAAUUCGUUCUUCGAACCAAAUGAACGGAAAAAUGUAAUGAAUGCGGCUGACUGCCCUAUUUUGAAAUAUUUACGGGCUGUCUAAUGCAUUUAGAUCCCGCGAUUCAAAGUAUUGAUUUUCCUUUCCUUUCCACCAUGUCUCCCUUCAGGCCUCUUUGCCCGUGAAAGUGACGCUACAAUUCAGGUUUCUGCAGCUUACAAACUAUAUCUGCUAAGGUGAGGAAUUCCGUCCAUGUGGAAGAGCCGAAAGGUUCUCUGCCCUCCCCAGCUGGCAAGUUAUGAACAGCCAACGUGUCAAAAGGGAUCCUAAGGAGGAGGGGCAAGGUCCGCAAAAGAAUGAAGAACCACCGUCCAGGUUUCAUGGCAAAACAAAAGCCGCUCCGACCGUUGCAACCCUUAUCAAAGUUUGCUCAGCGCUCUUAUCGCGGUUGGCACCAAGGGGAGCUCCGGAAACGCUGCCCACGCUCCGGAUUGGGCUUCCCUGCGAGCCCCGUUUGGAAAGCCACCUGCCCUUGUCUGGGGCUCGACUGCGCCGGUGUUUUCAGGGAGAUGACCUCGAGAGGCCUGGACUACAGAGCCCAUCAUCCUCAUCCUUGGUUGGGAAACACUGCCCUGGAGGAUGCGCAGACUUCUUGGAACUUCGUUUUCCUCGGAUCACGAUGCAGACUUGGAGAAGAGGGACACACGCACAGAGAGAGAGACCCUUGCCCAAAGUAUUUGGAGUUGAAAGCGAGGGGUGCAAAAACCCGCUGGAUUUAUCCACUAUUGGGAGCAAAUCUCCCCAAUUUUUUGAGGGGGGGCGGCGAGCAGGGAACCGAACCCCGUUUGCCAGCCGUGAAGACGAACCUCGGGACGAGCAGCCUUUGGCGUCCCGGUUCAAUCUUGGUUCUCCUGCUGCUGAUUUGUUUUGACCGAGAUGUUUUGAGAGACGUCAAGUACAUCCCCCCCCCCUCUUCUUCCUCCCCUCUCCACCUUUCCAUUUGGGUGUAGAAAAACCCAGGGCGCCGCCGCCGCACUUGGAGGCCCGGAUUGCUUCCACGGCCAAGGCUUCUGGGACUGCCAAGGCCACCCAAGGAAGCCCGGGGGAGGAGAGCGCCCGCGAGGCAGGAGCUGUCCAGCGGCACGAGGGCUGCGUGACUUCCCUUGCUUGGGAAGAACGCGCAAAAGAGGACGAGCGCGCCAGUUGCGCUGGGACCCCGCGGAUCGGGUUGCAGGACCCGGGGACCGAAUGCAGCCGCCACCAGCCCUGCGGCUUCGGAAGAGGGGAAAGAAAGGCGGAGAGCCUCCGGCGUCUUCGCUUUCUGGGAGACCGAAGAAAAAAGCCUUUUACUUUUGCAUUUGAUUUAAGUUCUCCGGGGCGAAGCGGCGUCCAAGUCGCAUCUUGCAGCCACGAGCGGCGUUGCCUUCUCUUCGG
Messenger RNA from Thamnophis elegans (Western terrestrial garter snake), 2421 nucleotides. RefSeq lists its product as uncharacterized. The transcript is spliced from 3 exons. Bases 1286 to 1918 code for a protein of 210 amino acids. NCBI's taxonomy places the organism in Eukaryota, Metazoa, Chordata, Lepidosauria, Squamata, Natricidae. The record is from RefSeq and is a predicted model, not a curated record.